AUGGAGACCUUUCCUUUUCUUUGGGUUAUCUGUCUGUUAUCUGGAGAAGUAUUUUCUGGUGGAGUUGCUCAGUCAGUGAACUGCAAUGCAGCUGAUAGAGAAGCUCUUCUUGAUCUCAGAAGGGGCCUGAAUGAUUCUUGGAGUCGGCUCUCUUCAUGGCAUGGAACCAAUUGCUGUGCAUGGUCAGGAAUAGCUUGUCACAACACAACUGGUGCUGUUCUCGCAGUUGAUCUCCCAAAUUCAUCAGGCCUUCAGCCAUUAGGCGGAGAGAUUAGACCUUCUUUGGCGAAACUUAAGUCGUUGAAACAUCUGGAUUUAAGUGGGAACAAUUUCCAUGGUAAAAUUCCUCAUUUCCUGUCAGAUUUGCACAACUUGCACUAUCUAAACGUGUCAAUUGCUGGGUUUAGUGGCGCAAUUCCUCCAAAUCUUGGAAACCUCUCUAGCUUGCAGUUUCUUGAUGUCUCUUGUGGUGGUUUAACUGUUGAGAAUCUUGAAUGGUUGAGUGGCCUUCUCUCGCUAAAGCAUUUGGCAAUGAAUGGUGUAGAGCUUUCAAAUUUGGGAGGAGCAUGGAUUGAACCAUUAAACAAGCUUCCACUUUUAUCUGAGUUGCACUUGCAAUUCUGUGGUUUAUCAGGCUUCAUCUAUUCUCUUCCUUCUGUUAAUUUUACUUCGCUUGAAGUCUUGAGCCUUACGGGCGGCUUCUUCAAGGCCAAGUUACCAGCUUGGUUUGUGAACAUUAGCAGCCUUGUGUCUGUCGACAUCUCAUAUAGCAUGUUGACUGGAAGGAUUCCGCUUGGUUUUGGUGAAUUGCCAAAUUUGCAGGCAUUGAAGCUUAAUUAUAAUAUAGAACUCUCAGCAAGCUGCUUCCAACUAUUUGCAAGAGGCUGGAAAAAGAUACGAGUUCUUGAUUUAUCUAUCAAUGAAAUACAUGGUAGACUUCCUGCUCAUCUUGGAAAUAUGACAUCUCUCACCGAUUUUGAUCUUCACUUCAAUAAUAUUGAAGGUGGGUUUCCAAGCUCCAUUGGUAAGCUUUCUAACUUACAAUACAUUGACUUGUCAUUAAAUAAACUGACAGGAAGCUUACCAAAUUCAAUUGGCCAACUCAAGAAUCUUGUUGAACUCCGAUUGGACAAUUACUUGCUUCAAGGUUCCAUCCCUUAUUCUAUUGGAAAUUUACAGCACUUGACUAUCCUCAAGCUUUCAUCAAACAACAUAAAUGGCAGUCUGCCAGAUAGUAUUGGACUGCUCUCUGAGUUGUCUACUGUUGAUGUUUCACUUAAUAACCUGACAGGUAUAAUCUCAGAAGCUCAUUUUCAUAGGUUGGAGAACUUGGAGCAAAUUAUUUUAUCAGAUAAUUCAGUCAUUUUAAAUGUCAGCUCCCAUUGGGUCCCUCCUUUCCAAGUCAUUUUCUUGCAGAUGAGUUCAUGCCAUGUAGGUCCUUCCUUCCCUUAUUGGCUUAGAUCUCAGAAAAAGAUCGAAGUUUUAGAAUUCUCAAGGGCUGGUGUUUCAGGUUCUAUCCCAAAUUGGUUCUGGAACAUGACUAGCAUUCUAGCCUUUUUGAAUGUUUCUUUCAAUAGUCUAGAGGGUCAUAUUCCAAAUCCAUUCAAUAUAACUCCCUAUGCUAAUGUUGAUUUGAGCUCCAAUCAAUUCAAGGGACCCAUUCCUCUUCUAAAUGUCUUCUUACUAGAUCUUUCUAGUAACAAGUUGAUCGGUGAAAUCCCAACCUCAGUGGGAGAGUUGUCACUUGAUAUAUUGGAUCUCUCAAAAAAUAACUUGACAGGAAGUAUUCCUUCAAGCAUAGGAAAUUGUUCUUCCCUCAUGUGGGCUUUUUGCAAAUUUAGGGGCGGGGGAAUUAAAUUUUGCGGAUUUGGGGUUGGCAAAUUUUAA
Manihot esculenta (cassava) is the source of this 1887-nucleotide messenger RNA. Its product is annotated as receptor-like protein EIX2. Bases 1 to 1887 code for a protein of 628 amino acids. Gene Ontology annotation, cellular component: plasma membrane. Gene Ontology annotation, molecular function: protein binding. The transcript has a single exon. The record is from RefSeq and is a predicted model, not a curated record. Lineage: Eukaryota; Viridiplantae; Streptophyta; Magnoliopsida; Malpighiales; Euphorbiaceae.